Messenger RNA from Trematomus bernacchii (emerald rockcod), 1737 nucleotides. RefSeq names its product GTPase IMAP family member 8-like. Gene Ontology annotation, molecular function: GTP binding. The record is from RefSeq and is a predicted model, not a curated record. Lineage: Eukaryota; Metazoa; Chordata; Actinopteri; Perciformes; Nototheniidae. Bases 64 to 1377 code for a protein of 437 amino acids. The transcript has 3 exons.
GGAAAUACCUUUAUUCCCUCAGGACUCAACCAACACCCUCUGCUCUCAGGCUAACAACCAAAAAUGGCUUCAGGUCCAAGUUCAGGUCUCACCAUCGUCCUUCUGGGAAACUCAGGUGUUGGCAAAAGUGCUUCAGGAAACACCAUCCUGGGACGAAAAGCAUUUGUGUCAAAACGUUCCUUCACCUCAGUGACAAAAGAAGUCUCUAAAGAAACUGACAGCGUGUUUUGUAAACGGAUCACAGUGGUUGACACUCCGGGAAUAUUAGGAUCCGAGAAGGAGGUUACAACCUUGUGUCAAGAUCUCCUGAAGUCCAAGGAACCUUGUUUGUUCCUGAUAGUGGUUAAAAUAGAUCGAUUCACUGAUGAGCAGAAGAACGCUGUGGAGGCAGCGAUCAGAGUCAUUGGCGGUGAGGGGUUUGAGAACUGUCACCUGCUCUUCACAUCAGGGGAUGCCCUUAAGGACAAGCAGUUGGAUGAUUUCAUCAAUGACGAUCCAGAGAGUCCUCUUCCAACACUUGUUGAAAGAUUUAAAGGGAGAUAUCAUGUGUUCAACAAUAAAAAUGGAAGACUGGAACAAGUCCGACAUCUGCUGGAGAAGUCCGGUCACCUCAGUGACGUGGUGUCCGAUCCUCCUGGUGAUCCGAGGAGGAUGGUGCUGCUCGGUCUGCCUGGACAGGGAAAAAGUGCAUCAGGAAACACCAUCCUGGGAUCCAUUCAGUUUAAAUCAGGCUGUGACUUUAGAGGAGUAAGUACAGAAGCUGUUUCUAAAACAGCCACAGUGGAGGGUCGUCAGGUCACAGUGGUGGACACUCCAGGAUUCACUGAUAAAGAUCCUGAACACCUUUUCAGGGAGAUCGUGAUGUCAGUAGAAAAGGCUUAUCCAGGGCCGCAUGCCUUCAUCAUUGUGUUGAGAAUAAACAGGAUCUCUGAAGCAGAAAUUAUGUUGUUUGAGAUGCUGCCAAAACUCUUUGGCAAAGGUGUUCGUAAACACAUGAUGGUCCUAUUCACUCACGGGGAUGGCCUGAAAGGCAAGUCCAUUAAGAAUUUGAUUAAGGCUGAGAGAUCUGUGUCUGACCUAGUAACCAUGUGUGCAGGUAGAUACAGUGUGUUUGACAACACAAAGAGAGGAAACAGGGUGCAGGUUAAACAUCUUCUGGAUAAAAUGGAUAAGAUGGUAACAGCCAAUAACGGAAAGCACUUCAUCUCCGAGAGGUCCACACGGGUUCAAAUGCUAUCAGGAGGGUCCGAAAGAGUCAGCGAAACGACAACUACUCAGUUUUGGCUGGACCUCUUUAAAUGGUUCAUGGAGUGGCUCUUAAAAUUACUUGCGGUUUAUAAUGGAAUGCCAAUGCUUGCAGCUAUGAGACAGUUGUAGUCAAUUGUGGAUGGUGGUAAUGGAGAGGCUGCAGGCUCAGUAGCAGUGUGGGAUGAGGUUUCACCGCCUGUUUCAUGAAAACAACAUUUAUACGACAAAAAGGUUUCACUUAAUAUAUUUUAAUUAUGUACUUGAUUUCUUCGUUAUGAUCAGAGAGAAGUUUUCCGUCAGUUCAGGAAGUAAUAUGUUAUUGUACUUCACAGCAAGUGUUGAGUCGAUCGGGUGAAUGACUGUUGGGGGAAUGAAAGGACAGACAAAGGUUCCUUCCAUUUGAAUUAGAAAACAAAACACUUUGCUUCAGGAGGGAUGGUGCUUAUGUUUUUCAAAUGAAAAUGAACAAGUCAUGUAUCAGGCUUCAAG